AUGCCGAGGAGCCGGGGCCGCCGCGCUGCUCCGGGGCCGCCGCAGCCGGGCCGGGCCCCGCGCUGGAGCCGCUGGCGGGCCCCCGGGCGGCUGCUGCUGCUGCUGCCCGCGCUCUGCUGCCUCCCGGGCGCCGCGCAGGCGGCGGCGGCGGCGGCGGCGGCGGGGGCCGGGGACCGAGCGGCGGGGGCGGCGGCGCGGGCGACCGAGGCGGAGGCGCCUUUCGCCGGGCAGAACUGGUUAAAGUCAUAUGGCUAUCUGCUUCCCUAUGAUUCCCGGGCAUCUGCGUUGCACUCAGGGAAGGCCUUACAGUCAGCAGUCUCCACUAUGCAGCAGUUUUACGGGAUCCCAGUCACCGGUGUGUUGGAUCAGACAACAAUCGAGUGGAUGAAGAAACCCCGAUGUGGUGUUCCUGAUCACCCCCACUUGAGCCACAGGCGGAGAAACAAGCGCUAUGCCCUGACUGGCCAGAAGUGGAGGCAAAAACACAUCACCUACAGCAUUCACAACUACACCCCAAAGGUGGGUGAGCUGGACACGAGGAAAGCUAUUCGCCAGGCGUUCGACGUGUGGCAGAAGGUGACCCCGCUGACCUUUGAAGAGGUGCCAUAUCAUGAGAUCAAAAGUGACCGGAAGGAGGCAGACAUCAUGAUCUUCUUUGCUUCUGGCUUCCAUGGCGACAGCUCCCCAUUCGAUGGGGAAGGGGGAUUCCUGGCCCACGCCUACUUCCCUGGCCCAGGGAUUGGGGGAGAUACGCACUUUGAUUCGGACGAGCCAUGGACAUUAGGAAAUGCCAACCAUGAUGGGAAUGACCUCUUCCUGGUGGCAGUGCAUGAGCUGGGCCAUGCACUGGGACUGGAGCACUCCAAUGACCCCAGUGCCAUCAUGGCGCCCUUCUACCAGUACAUGGAGACGCACAACUUCAAGCUGCCCCAGGAUGAUCUCCAGGGCAUCCAGAAGAUCUACGGACCCCCAGCCGAGCCCCUGGAGCCCACAAGGCCUCUCCCCACGCUCCCCGUCCGCAGGAUCCACUCACCGUCUGAGAGGAAGCACGAGCGGCAGCCCAGGCCCCCGCGGCCACCCCUUGGGGACCGGCCAUCCACACCAGGCACCAAACCUAACAUCUGUGACGGCAACUUCAACACGGUGGCCCUCUUCCGGGGCGAGAUGUUUGUGUUUAAGGAUCGCUGGUUCUGGCGCCUGCGCAAUAACCGGGUGCAGGAAGGCUACCCCAUGCAGAUUGAGCAGUUCUGGAAGGGCCUGCCUGCCCGCAUAGACGCAGCCUAUGAAAGGGCUGAUGGAAGAUUUGUCUUCUUCAAAGGUGACAAAUACUGGGUGUUCAAGGAGGUGACGGUGGAGCCCGGCUACCCGCACAGCCUAGGGGAGCUGGGCAGCUGUCUGCCCCGGGAAGGCAUUGACACAGCUCUGCGCUGGGAACCCGUGGGCAAGACCUACUUUUUCAAAGGCGAGCGGUACUGGCGCUACAGCGAGGAGCGGCAAGCCACGGACCCUGGCUACCCCAAGCCCAUCACCGUGUGGAAGGGCAUCCCACAGGCACCCCAGGGAGCCUUCAUCAGCAAGGAAGGAUAUUACACCUACUUCUACAAGGGCCGGGACUACUGGAAGUUUGACAACCAGAAACUGAGUGUGGAGCCAGGUUAUCCGCGCAACAUCCUGCGCGACUGGAUGGGUUGCAACCAGAAGGAGGUAGAGCGGCGCAAGGAGCGGCGGCUGCCCCAGGACGACGUGGACAUCAUGGUGACCAUCAACGAUGUGCCUGGCUCUGUGAACGCCGUGGCUGUGGUCAUCCCCUGCAUCCUGUCCCUCUGCAUCCUGGUGCUGGUCUACACCAUCUUCCAGUUCAAGAACAAGGCAGGCCCUCAGCCUGUCACCUACUAUAAGCGGCCAGUCCAGGAGUGGGUGUGAGCAGCCCAGGGCACUCUCUGUCCACUUGGUCUGGCCAGCCAGGCCCCUCCCUACCAGGGUCUGAGGGGCAGCUCCGGCCACUGCCCAUCCAGGCCCGGCAGGGCCCAAGGUCAGGGGUCAUGCAGCUGAAGUAGUGGGUAUACUGGCCUAAGCUGAGCAUAGGGCAGGGAGCGAUGGGGCUGUGCCCCAAGGUGGGUGCCUGGCAUUCAACUGCCGGCUUUCUGUCCUGGACAAACUACUCCCUACCUAAGGGAAUAGUCCAGCCCCCAGCAGGAAACAGGGACCAUGCCAGGAGGAGCUCCCAUGGUCACUGCAUCCUCAGGCCUGCCCAGGAGGCACCACAGCUCCAUUCCUGGCUGGAGCCCAGCACCUUCUGUGGGAAGCCAGCACCAGCUCUCCCAACCCCACCUGGGAGAUGCCACCAGUCCUGGCCUCCUUUUGCCAACACCUGCUGGUCAGAUGUCCUCCCCACCCCACCAUCCUCCAAGGCUACAGGACCCCUGCUGCCCAUACGGUGGGCCUCAAACUUGGGUUUCCCCUGCUGGCAUAUAGCAGAUCCCUCAGGAAACCUGCUCCACAUGCCGGGGUCUCCCCUGGAGACCCAGGAUUUAGGGUCAUGCUGCAGGCAGAGCUGUGGCCCAGCUGAAUCUGAUAAGGACCCAGCUGUCACGUUGUGAAUAUUUAAACGUCCUGUCACUACUGUUUAAAGUCCCAUUCUGCAAAGGCUGCUUGAGGCUUUAGGUGAAUUAGAGGUGACUGUCUUGGUGAUGAGGCCAGUGUGGCCGGCCCUCCCCCAGGUGAUAAGGACCAAGGUGCUGUUAAGGCCACUCUAGAGCCCAGACACCCCAGGAACUAGGCUCUGCUCAUCAGGCUGAAGAGCUAGGCAGGAGCUGACCCCAUUUCUGGAGGCCGUUCUGAGCGUGUGACUGCCCUCCGCUCCUGCCAUCAUCCCCGUCCCUCUCCCCACCAACCCUUCCUCACUCCCUGUCCCCAGUCCUGCUCCAGCCUGUCAUUUGUAGGCUGGGGGCUCAGCCGGACUAGACAGGUGAGGCAAGGAUGGUUCCAGGGCCCAGGGCAACCUUCUGAAAUGCCUGGAAGCAGCGUUUAUACCAUGAGUUUGGUCCUUCCUGACCCAGCUCACUGCACCCAGCCUUCACAUAGCUCUUAGGAAUAGGGCACCCCCAGAUGGUAGCAGCCCCAUGCCUAAGAGUCUCGUUUUGACCCUUCUUGGGCCCACCCUUCACUGUCUCUGGCAGGAAUUUCCAAUGCUCAUCUUGCCUUGUUCCAACCCAGUGGAGGCAGCCCUAGGCAAGACCAAUGGGUUCAGCGAUGCCUGCUGGCUCUCUGCCAAAGCCAGAGGUGGUGUCAGGCAGCCCUCAGGGUGCUAGCAGGGCCUCAGAUGUUGCCCUUGCCCUCUGAGCUCACAUGGGCCUUGCCCCGCCUCAUGGCCUCUAGGCUUUGGGUCUGCUUACCCUGUAGCACACACAGGGAUUCCUGUUGUCCUGGAAGCUGUCUCCAGCAAAGUCUUUCUUGUCCCAGAGGAGCCUAUGUGGGUCCACUGUGUCCCUUGUCAUCAUUCUUCUGUUUGUUCUCAUUUUGGCCAAGGGCAGGCUCCCUGGGGCAGUGGGGAACGACUGCAGAGAUAUUAGCAAUUCAUAGGUUUGUACAGUGUUUUAUAUUUUGCAAAGCACUUUAUUAGCUCACAUCUGUCCACUCCCAUGAAACCUGUGUAGGCCGUGGGAGGCUGAGGGUGACUCUCAUUGUGCCCUUCCCUUAGAUGAAGCGCAAAGAGAUUCUGUUACUUGCCCAGGCCAUCCAGUGGGCUGCCUGGGCCUUGUGUCCCCACAUGUGGACUCCUCUAGGGUCCAAGAUGAGAUCAGAGGUGACUCUUCUAUCCAUCUCCUCCUACUCCUGGCUCCCCUUCUCCCCCCAUGCUCCCGCUCCACUCCUCAGGUUGGUGCUCUCACUUCUUGAAAGCUCUAGGCCUCCCAGGCUCCUCCAUGUUGGCCAGCUGAGAAAGAGCAGGAGAUGGAGGCAGGCAGCCCAGGCUGCAGAUGUGAGGGAUGCAAGGCCAGGCCCAGAGAGGGCUCGGCCUGGAGGAUUCUAAUCUCAGCUCUCCUGCCUUGUGGUCAUCUGUUUGUCCAUCACCCCAGGACAGAGCAGACAGGCAGAGGGGCAAAGCACUGGGGGCCCCAGAGCCCAGCUUCCCCUCAGCCUGGGGGACAUCACAGCAUUUCAGUGUCGGUCACAUUUUAAACUGAUCAGCCUUUGUACAAUGUUUUUUAAAUCAUUUCUAAAUAAAACAAAAAU
This is a messenger RNA of Choloepus didactylus (southern two-toed sloth), 4233 nucleotides long. It is a transcript of the gene MMP24, whose product is annotated as matrix metallopeptidase 24. Gene Ontology annotation, biological process: proteolysis; extracellular matrix organization; collagen catabolic process. The transcript is spliced from 9 exons. The record is from RefSeq and is a predicted model, not a curated record. Gene Ontology annotation, cellular component: extracellular matrix. Bases 1 to 1923 code for a protein of 640 amino acids. Lineage: Eukaryota; Metazoa; Chordata; Mammalia; Pilosa; Megalonychidae. Gene Ontology annotation, molecular function: metalloendopeptidase activity; zinc ion binding.